Messenger RNA from Lachnellula hyalina, 834 nucleotides. RefSeq names its product Short-chain dehydrogenase/reductase. NCBI's taxonomy places the organism in Eukaryota, Fungi, Ascomycota, Leotiomycetes, Helotiales, Lachnaceae. The record is from RefSeq and is a predicted model, not a curated record. Bases 1 to 834 code for a protein of 277 amino acids. The transcript has 4 exons.
AUGGCUACGACUUCAAUCCAGGCUCCCAAUCUCUUCAACGUCAAUGGCCUCGUUGCCGUUAUCACAGGAGGCGGAUCAGGUAUCGGCCUCAUGAUGGCAAGAGCUUUAGCUCUCAACGGGGCCCACAGAAUCUACAUUGUAGGCCGCCGAAAAGACGUGCUUGAGAAAGCGUCCCAAUCUGUCUCAACAAACAACAUAUUCCCCAUCGUAGGCGACGUUACCUCCAAAGAAGCCCUCGCUUCUGUUGUCUCUACCAUCCAAUCCGAAGUCGGGUACAUCAAUCUUUUAAUCGCCAACUCAGGCAUCCUAGGCCCUCAAUCGGCGAUGCCACAAGCAGAAAUCAAAACAGUAGCAGAUUUCCAAAAAGCAUAUGGAGAGACGCCCUUUGACGAACAUUUGGAUACGUUCAAGCUGAAUACGACGGCGGCAUGGUAUACGAUUCUCGCAUUCUUGGGACUGUUGGACGAGGGGAAUAAGAAGGGGAAUGUUGAGCAAAAGAGUCAGUAUUGGGUCAGAUCAGCUGCGAUGUAUAACAUGGCUACACGAACAUUGAAGAUCAACAUCAUAAUCUCUGCUACUGGGCACAUUAUUUCGCUCUCGACUUUCCUGGAUUUGCUUGCUGACUCUUCCCAAGUGUUCCCCUCAGACUUGGCCGCACCCAUAAUCGGCAACGGGAUCUUUCCACGUGACAAGAUUCCUCUAGAGCGAGUAGGAACGGAAGAAGAUAUGGCAGGGGCGAUCCUUUUCCUCACAAGUAAAGCAGGAGCUUACUGCACGGGUAACGUGCUGUUACUCGAUGGUGGAAGGUUGAGCAUGCUUCCGGCGACUUAUUGA